This is a messenger RNA of Echinostoma caproni, 1671 nucleotides long. NCBI's taxonomy places the organism in Eukaryota, Metazoa, Platyhelminthes, Trematoda, Plagiorchiida, Echinostomatidae. The record is from the annotation of a GenBank genome assembly.
AUGCGUUAUCUGUCGGAAGAUCAGACCAAACUAUCCCAGUCUCUGUCCGGCCCGACGGCUUCCAGAACGGUCGCUCAGGCGAUCGCCACAGCCUCACAAGCGCGUGCCGCAGCCGGUGUCUUGGCCGGACGUCUCGCUCGCAUGUUGCACCGGGACGAACAGCUCACCACGGGCGGUGUUCCACAGUGGAUGCUGUUGCUUCACACUGUAUACAAAGAAGAGGAGGAGGAUGAGGUCAACAUCGCGGAGGAACCAAUGGUUGACAGUGAGGAGGACGAAGACGAGAAUGUUGUUAAAAUGGAGGAAGCCGAUGAGGACGACGCUGAGCAUAAAAAGCCUGAUGAGCAAUCGGUUUCGGAACAGGACGUUGAAGAGAAAGACCACACUGACAAGAAAUCCCAUGAGAAGGCAGAAGAGGAUGUGAGCAGUUCAAAAGCCGAUUUGAGUAAGCCUAAGGAAGAUGGAGCCAGCGACUCAGAUGUCAGUCUGGAUGAAGAUGAGGAUCAGGCCGGUGAUGAAAUGGAACAAGAUGAUCUCAGUGCCGCAGGCUCUCCCCCUGUGCUUGUUGUACCGCGCAGUGGUGAAAAGCGCUCGAUACAUUCACAGAAACAAGACUCGCAAACUGAAGAGUCCGAGCGACCAAAGAGGCCUCGAGUGGACAGUGAACAAGAUAAGGAACCAGAGGACCGCGAUGAAGCGAAAGAGUACCAGGCUGCCGAAGAGGCUCGAAUCAAGCGGGAGAAGGAGUUGGCUGCUCAGGAAGAGGAACGCAUCCGCACAUUGCUAGAUAGGCGUCAAAGAUUGGUUAUCAUUAGCCCACCAGAACCAGAAACACUGACCGAUGAUGAUCGUCGCAAUGAACGUCUGUACGCCCAACUUUUGGAUAUUGUUUAUCAACGGCGUCCGGUUGAUAUUGAAGGAUUUGUGGAGAUGUGCAACUUUGCCACGGUCGAUUCCAUUCUUCCUGCAGCAGUAAAAAUGGCUUUCAGUCAACGAAAAAUGCAAUUCCUUGAAGAAUUCGAUAAGGAUGUUUGCAGAUUGAGUGUGGCGUACGAUGAGUAUGUCGGUUUGUGCGAGGCGGUGAAUAACGGUUUACAGGCGGCAGCUGCAGCUCGUGGAGCAAGUCGCAUGGCUCCAGGCUAUCCGCUUCCUGACCUGUUGAAUAUGCCCACUGCGUCGGUUAGGUUGCAUGCGGUUGCCGCUUCCUCUGCCAGUGGGACCGGGGAAAGUCUGGUCUCGGCUGGUCCAGUUGCGCGCAAUCGUGUACUGAAUACUGAUCAGGCUGUGUUGGAAGCGGCUGCUUUGGUUGGAACUCCCGCGCCAGAUCCGUCCACUUCGGCUGGCUACUAUACUGCCGGUGGCUAUGAGCCAUUAGCUGCAGCUUUGGGCAAUACCGGUGGGCUUCCUCCCCCUGUUCCGACAAACAUUCCCAUGAUGGCUCCUGGGAUCGGAUUGGUUCCCGGUGCUGCUGGAUUAACUGAUCCGAAUUUGGCUGGUGCCGCCUGGGCUACCGCGGCUACCGCGGAUCCCUAUGCGAGCUACUAUUAUGGAGCUGCGGCCGGUGCCACCGGAGACUACACACAUGUUGCCGCUGCUGCGGCCGCUGCGGCUGCUGCAGCUGCUUCAAGCACAAAUGCCGCCGUCAACAUCCCCGUAUCUAACGCGGUUUAG